AUGCUCUCAAACAAGAUUCAUCAAACUGAAGACGAUCACAAAAAAUGGCUUGAUGAUGCUAUUAAAAAAGGAACAAUCAUUAAAUAUGAUUUUAGCACAUUUAGGGUCAUCAAAAGUAUUGGACAAGGGUCGUUUGGAAAAGUUUUUCGCGCAUCGUCUUCCCAAUUUGAAAAUCCCGUAGCUUUAAAGGCAAUCCCGAUUAACGAUCGUUUUAAUAUCGAACUACUAGUAAACGAGCUCAAACAACACAACAAAAUCGCAUCGCAUAAGAAUAUCUUAAAAUUUUAUGGAAUAACAAUAGAUGAAUCAAAAGAGCCCCCUACAUUUAUUCUUGUUAUAGAGGAAACGCCUGUUUCUGGAACACCGGUUGAUUACGUAAACAUCUAUAAAGAAUGUUGGGAAUUAUCUCCGGGUCGACGACCAACUAUCGAAAAAGUUGUCGAAGUUCUAGAAAAUGUCAACUUAGAUCGAGUAAUAUCUGAGGAGGAAAUCGAUAAUUUGUACUUUUCCAGUGGUGUUGGUGGAAAACAAUCAGGGAUCCAUAGUGAUUUAAGUGAUAGAACUAGCAGCUCAGAUUCAGAUGAGUUUUUUCAGCAGCGGUUAGAUGAAAUCGAAGAAACUUGCACUGAUUUGGGCAUGCCCUUCAAAUUUUCCGUCGGAUCUGACAUCUACCAAAAAUUGUCAUCUUUCAGAGAAUUGGAUUCCAUCAUCGUCGACCCAGAAAUUAUCGGACACAUAAAUAACAAUAUAAAGGACACCAUCAAUAAACAAUUCUUUCAGCAAUUAUUACAACUUUUCGUGAAACGAUUAAAAGAUUCCGCUGAGCCCAAAAUGCUUGUUAAACACAUUGACGAUUUCAUAGAUCAACAUGACAAAGACCGUGAGAAAUUAUUUAAAAGGUUAUUGACACUUGAGGAACAUCCAACAUUUUCAUGUUUGAUUGGUUUUUUUUAUGGAUACGGAAUAUGCUGCGUUGAUAGCAAUCACAAUGCCUUCAAAAUGUACAACAAAGCCAUAAGAAAUAUAACAGAAAAAUCCUCCUUGGGCCAACUCGGCAGGCUUUGUUCAAAAAGGGCGAUUGAAACCAAAUGCGGUAGUAAAUCCGGUUGGAAAGGUGUUACUGCGACAUCGAAGAUCUUAUACUAG
Molecule: messenger RNA, 1146 nt
Organism: Acaulospora morrowiae
Lineage: Eukaryota; Fungi; Glomeromycota; Glomeromycetes; Diversisporales; Acaulosporaceae
Source: the annotation of a GenBank genome assembly